CAUUGUACUGCUCCAGUGUGGACCGACCGAAUAAAUGAUUACCAUGUGGGCAUGUUCUGGCAGCAAUUAUAAAUUUGUUACAACUUAAGCUAUUUGCUGGUGUCACAUAAGGACGGAUUUCGAGAGGAAUAUCAUUUAAAUCGAAAAAAAAAAAACAUAACAAAAUGGACAUUUUUGGACAAAAUAAGACACAGAUAAACACCACCAUUCCGACUGACAACUGGACAUCUAUAUAUUCAAUAGUUCGAUGGAUUCAAAUAUCAAUGGCCGUCCUGAGCAUCUUAGGUGCUGGCUCCAUAAUCUUUUAUGCGAUUUCGAAAGGACUAGUAAGAAAACCAGAGGUGCUGCCGUUGUUCUUGUUGAGUUUAACAGACCUGCUGUUAGCUCUGAGCUGGAUGUGUGGAGGUCUUCUCUUCACCGAGUCCUGUGACGCUUACAACAUCUGCUACAACCUGCACAUAGUGGAACAGACGCUUUACAUGGCCUCGUUCUUCUACACGCUGCACUAUGUUUGGGUGCUCUACACCGGACUGAUGGGGAAGUACAGGAGACUCAAUGGUUUCCCAGGCGAGUAUCCAGCAAACACAAGGAUCUGCAGGUGUCUCGGUCCUGUCCUGUCAUGUCUUUUUCCAUUAAUGCUCACAGCGCCUGUCUUUGUAGCAGGAAAUGUGUUUCGGUGCUACACAAACUUCACCCAGCCCUACAGAUGUUUGCUGAUGCAUACAGGCGCUGUGUAUCUCACCUCAUCUGUAAAUACAGAAAUGACAGCAUGUAGUGUCAUUCAAGACUACUGCAUGACCAUAUUCCUUACGACUUUCCUUAUCACCUUCAUCGGCAUCACCACUCUCAUGUGUAAAGCUCGCUCCCUGUACAAGCGUAUCAUCACGUCUCAAGGGUUUUUCGCCGACAAUCAUUGGGAAACUCUGCGUCUUCUGGAACGGCGUAUGCUGCUUUAUCCCUCAGCCUUCUUCUUCUGCUGGGGACCAGCAAUAUUUCUGGCCGGUAUGAUGUUGGUGAAACCGGACAUUAUAGAGGGAAGGAUGGGAGUCGUUCUCUACAUCCUACAGGCCUUCACCUCUGCCUCUCAGGGUCUGUUGAACUGCCUGGUGUAUGGCUGGACGCAGCAGCACUUUCGCUCUCUCAGCAGCGGCAGCAUCAUACGGGACGCCUCCACCCAGACUCCACUGCUGCGCUCCCAGAAACCAAACUACGCCGCUCUGCACUCUUCUGCAUCACUCACCAAUUUUGUCUGACGGAAAGACACGCAAGAAUCCCUGUAAUGCAUUGGGAAGAUACUUUAAGCCAAAGCGACCGAGGGAUCACACCCAUGACUUGGCUGUUGGGAGCGUCGUGCUCUACACA
Messenger RNA from Carassius carassius (crucian carp), 1362 nucleotides. Its product is annotated as transmembrane protein 116-like. The transcript has 11 exons. Lineage: Eukaryota; Metazoa; Chordata; Actinopteri; Cypriniformes; Cyprinidae. The record is from RefSeq and is a predicted model, not a curated record. Gene Ontology annotation, biological process: adenylate cyclase-activating G protein-coupled receptor signaling pathway. Gene Ontology annotation, molecular function: G protein-coupled receptor activity. Gene Ontology annotation, cellular component: plasma membrane. Bases 165 to 1253 code for a protein of 362 amino acids.